AGAGAAGGAAUGAUCACCUUUGGACUGGAUUGCUGGUACAUAGGCUGCUGCUCUCAAAACUAGUACUAAACAUGCUUCUCAACCAGAAUGCUAAAUGUGUUGCCCUUUUAAUAUUUAAGUGAAGUAAAUAUGAAUAACAGAAAAGUGAACAGUGACGAAAUGAGUUCUGAAGACAAGGAAAAUCAGUCUUUCGAAGCACAUGAAAGCACAGUGAAAACGCCUCUGAAACAGACAGCUACCUCCAAUCAGCUCUUGGCAGAGAUCCAGCCUGCUGCUUUUGGCCAUCUAACAACACCACCAAAGCCUAAUGAUAUUUCUCCUGGAGACCCAUGGACGCCGACAGCUAACCUUAAAAUGCUGAUCAGCGCAGCAAGUCCUGAGAUUAGGAAUCGAGAACAGGAGAAAAGAUUGUCAGACAGCAGAAGUGAAAACCUUGAGGAUCGUUUAUCAGGAGAUGAAUAUGAGAAAUCCCAACCAAGCCGUAAAGAGAAAAGCCUAGGAUUGCUUUGUCACAAAUUUUUAGCUUGCUAUCCUAGUUACCCUAAUACUUCUAAAAACAAUGACAUUUGCCUUGAUGAAGUGGCUGAAGAACUUAAUGUUGAGCGGAGGCGUAUCUAUGACAUAAUGAAUGUUCUAGAGAGCCUCCACAUGGUGAGCCGACUUGCCAAAAACAGGUAUUCGUGGCACGGGCGUCAUAAUCUUAAAAAAACGCUACAGGUUUUGAAAAAAGUGGCCGAGGAAAGCAAAUACACAGAGCAACUUGAAUUGAUUAAAAAAAGAGAAUUUGAACAAGAGCCUGAGGAGGAUGGCAAGAAGAUUAGGUUAAUGGCGAAGGAUGCUGGGCCAGACAUUCAAACCGACAUAUGCUUUGUGGAACUUCCAGGGAUGGAGUUUCGAGCAGCUUCAGUAAACAGUCGUAAGGACAAGUCUUUAAGAGUGAUGAGUCAGAAAUUUGUGAUGCUGUUUCUUGUAUCAAGCCCCCAAGUUGUGAGCCUUGAGGUUGCUGCUAAAAUUUUGAUUGGGGAAGAUCAUGUUGAGUACUUGGAUAAAAGCAAAUUUAAAACUAAAAUUCGGCGGCUGUAUGAUAUUGCUAAUGUUCUCAGUAGCCUUGAGCUGAUCAAGAAGGUUCAUGUUACAGAAGAGAAGGGCCGCAAGCCAGCAUUUAAAUGGACAGGACCAGCUGUUUUUUCAGAUAUUCAGGGUACACAGUCCGCUCUUACGCCUGCCAUGAUUAGUACAUCUCAUCCUCUGGAAGGGAAACCUUCCAAAGAGAAUUGUUCCAAGAACCUCUUCCCUACUAGAAGCAAGCAAGGCUUCACACGGCAUCCAUCCUUAAUCAAACUGGCAAAGAGUAUACAAAAUGAUCAGAGAAAGAUUCGUUCUGCUCCAAGCAGUCCCAUCAAGAAGAAUACAAGUCACAUUCCAUCAAGCUUUCCAAACAAGAUGGCUCAACUUGCAGCAAUCUGCAAACAGCAAUUAGAUGAGCAGACCAGGGGAUUCAAAAAGAUAAACAUGAGACUGGACCAUCCUCCUAUGCCUUGCACUCUGGCUUCGCCUCCUGAAUCUUGUUUGAAAACCAAACCAUUCUUGUUGCCUUCUCAGACUGAGAUCCCACCUCUGAUACCCAACUCAGUAUCUCCAGCAAUACUACCUCCAAUCCAUUCCAAUGUGCCGUAUGCAGUGUAUUUGCAUCCUUCCCAAACGCAGGUUGUGACUGCAUACAAUCCAGGUUUCCCAGUACAGCCUGUUCCCUGUGCUAACACAGUGAGAAUGAAGUUUCUGGUGGAGGCUAGUUCACGUGUAGUCCCGGGUCAACGGCUUACUGAAGAUAAUGGCAGUAGUUUAGAAGACGGUGAUAAAGGUGCUGAUGCUAAAGACUGGAAAAUCUGGCUGCCUAAGGAGCAGGAAAAAACAAAAGAUGUCUUGAUGCCUGAUAAAUGUUUUAAGAGAUGUAAAACAUUACUGGAGGAUAGUCCAACUAAAAAAUGUAAAAGUGAUGAGGCGGACCUUCAAGAUGUGCUUCUGGGAGAAUCUGUUAAGAUUAAAAAAGCCCAGUCUUCCAUAGGUUUCCAUCUAGACCAGGGACUUAGCUUAAUUGUGACAGUACAGCAAAGAAAAUUGGGGGGAAAUGACAAACGCUUGGAAUGUCAAUAUAAGCAGCAGAAGCAGGAAGGUCGUUCAAAACACGAUAGAAUCCCCACAACACAGGGGAAGCCUGAAGCACUUGCAGCCCAUAAGUACAAGACUUGGCUUCCUUCAGGUUACCUUAUACCUCUUCCUCAGUGUACCAAGCUUGUCAGUGAGACCACUCUCUUGAGCAAGGGGAAAGCUGAGGGAUCUGUAGGAGAACAUAAAUCCUCCAGUUCCCCCACUGCCGGUGGUAUUCCAGUGACAUCUGACUUAACAGCAGUCAACUUCCCUGCUUUUCAUAUAGCACCUCUGAACCUAAUGCUACCACCAUCUUCUGUAGCUGCCAUACCUGUGGUGAAUAGCACUACCAUUGCUUCAGCCCAGACUAGUCCUAUCCAAGCUCCAAGCUCUUCUGUUCUGAACUUUACACUACAAAACUUAGGACUGAUACCAGCCAGUAUACAAAUGCCUGCAAAUCAAGUACUUGGAUCUGCCCUGAUUUUCCAUGGAGCAGAGCAGGCUAGUUCCGUCCCCAAAAGUGUAGGCUUGAAACAAGGGGAAGCACUUCAGAAUGUCCUGCCAAAGUACAGCUGUGAUUUAAAUGGAAAGCCGGUUCUGGCAAUUCCUUUGCAGCAGACCACUGUUCCAAUGGCACCCAGAGAUUCUGAGAAAGGCAAUGAAAACAUCUUUCAAAUGUCAUCUGAGUCGGCCAUGGUUCCUGGCUUUUGUUCAUCUUCUUGUGAAUCGGAUGGAAUUUCCCAAGGAACAUUGGGUAUUGCACUAGGAGAGUUUGAUGUGUCGCCAAAAGAUAAAAUUUGA
Elgaria multicarinata webbii is the source of this 2949-nucleotide messenger RNA. It is a transcript of the gene E2F8, whose product is annotated as E2F transcription factor 8. NCBI's taxonomy places the organism in Eukaryota, Metazoa, Chordata, Lepidosauria, Squamata, Anguidae. The record is from RefSeq and is a predicted model, not a curated record. Gene Ontology annotation, molecular function: DNA-binding transcription factor activity, RNA polymerase II-specific; RNA polymerase II cis-regulatory region sequence-specific DNA binding. Gene Ontology annotation, biological process: regulation of transcription by RNA polymerase II. Gene Ontology annotation, cellular component: RNA polymerase II transcription regulator complex.